UUUCUAACAACAUGAACGCAAGGUAGCUCAAUGUGCAGGGAAAAUUAAUAUAUAUUUUAAAAAAAUAUAUACACUGUAUAUUUCAUAAUACAAUGUCAGAGUCAAACCCUGAGCUUAAUGAUUAUUUAGACGGUAGAAUUUCCUUCGAGGAGUUCGAGAGACGAAGAGAAGAGCGAAUAAAAGCGAGGCAAAAGGUCCAGGAGGACGCAGGCGACGCCUCGGAUGAGAAUGAUGACGCUGUUCCGAGCACAUCGAUGCAGAGCUGCAAGCGCAGACAUCACACAUUUGGCGCCGAAGAAGGCGUCAGCCCGUGUGUUCAGAAAGCCUUUGCUUCCAUACUCAAGGAGGAAGACGAGGACCUGGAAGAUGAGGAUGAGGACGAUGGCGACGCAGAGUGGAAGGACAUCGGGGAGCUUUACGCGGGCGGUGAUGGCACCGGUGAUGGUGACGGCGACGGUGACAGCAACAAUGACAAUGACAAUGACAUGACCCCGGGGGACGUGUUCGCUCUGGAGAUGGAGCUGAACCGGGAAAAUAAGAAGAUGAUGAAGGACCGGCGAUCCCGCAGUAAGCUCCCGCGUGCGCUCCGAGGUUUGAUGGGCGAGGCUAACAUCCGCUACGCUCGCGGAGAUAAGGACGACGCCGUUCUAAUGUGCAUGGAGAUCAUCCGCCAAGCUCCCCUGGCGUAUGAGCCGUUCUCCACUCUGGCGAUGAUCUACGAGGAUCAAGGUGAUGUGGAGAAGGCGCUGCAGUUCGGCCUGAUCGCCGCGCACCUCAACCCGAGCGACUGCGAUGAGUGGCUAAAGCUGGCCGAGAUGUCGCUGGAGCAGGACAACGUUAAACAGGCCAUCAUCUGCUACAGCAAAGCGAUUAAAUACGACCAGAGUAACGUGCGGUAUCUCUGGGAGCGCUCGAGUCUCUACGAGCAGGUGGGCGAGCACAAGCAGGCCAUGGACGGCUACCGGCGCAUCAUCACGCUGCUGCCCCCUACUGAUGGAGAGCACUUCAUGCAGCUGUCGCGCGACAUGGCUAAGAGCUACUACGAGAGCAGCGACUUGCCCUUAGCGAUCGGCGUGAUGGAAGAAGCUCUGUCCAGGCAUCCUGAGCUCGUCACGCACGAGUUUGUUAACAUGGCGGCCGAGCUCUACAUUGCCAACCACCAUCACGCCAAAGCCUUAGAGAUUUUGAUUAGGUUUUGUGGGAUCGUCCUUGAGAGAGGAGCAAACAAAGAGGAAGCAGAGAAUCAGGAUGAAACAAAGGUUGAGGCUACAGAAGCACAAGGAGAAAUUGUGGACGUGGUGGUGCCUGAUAAUGUUCCUAUAGACAUCAGGGUGAAGCUCAUGGUGUGUCUAGUCCAUCAGAAUGUCAUCAAACCUUUGCAUGCAAUGGUGACGUCUAUGAUGGAGCAGAGUCCGGAGGAGAUGGGUGAUCUGUAUCUGGACGUGGCCGAGGCCUUCAUGGAUAAGGGCGAGUACGGUUCAGCCUUGCCGCUGCUCGCUGCACUCGUCUGCUCUGAGAGAUACAACCUUGCCGUAGUCUGGCUUCGUCACGCUGAGUGCCUGAAGGCCCUUGGUCAUUUAGAGGUGGCUGCUAAGAGCUACAGUAAGGUGGUGGAGAUGGCACCUCUGCAUCUGGAGGCACGUCUGGCGCUCUCCACCCUGCAGCAGCAGCUGGGUAGACCUGAGUCUGCCCUCGAGGCGCUGGAGCCCAUGUACGACCCCGACACCCUGGUCCAAGACUCCUCAGCCGCCCAGCAGGAGCUGAAGUUGUUGCUGCACCGCUCCACGCUUCUCAGAUCGCAAGGCCGAAUCGAUGACUACAUCGACACUCUGCUGACCAUGCUGUCCAUGCUGCUUAAGGUGGCGAUGGUAAGAGCUCAGGUGUGCCUGAUUGCUAACACGUCUACUGGAACUAGGCACCUGCGCCUUAUCAGGGUGUCCAAGAACACGCUGUCUGAAAUCGAGGACCAGGAAGCGGCGUACUUAGACGUGACAGGAAAAACGAGCGUGCUGUCUCGCGAAGACUGGUGGAAUCUGCUGCUGAGCUGCCUUAACACGCUGUGCGAGGAGAAACGCUUUAACGAGGCCGAGCUCCUGGUCGACUCGUCGCUCGAGUUCUACUCGUUCUACGACGACCGCGUCAAGCGCAAAGAGCUCGAGUUCCUGGGGCUGAGCGCCGCCUUCCUGGACCGCAAUUUUCGCAAAGCGUACGACUACAUUAGGUUGAUGCUGAUGUCCAGCGUGGAGCGAACUCAGCUGUGGAACAUCUUCAGCCAGGUGACGAUGCACUCGCAGGACGGACGCCAUCACCGCUUUUGCCUGCGCCUUAUGCUGAAGAACCCGGAGAAUCACGCACUCUGCUUGCUCAAUGGCCACACCUCGCUCGUCUCCGGGACCUUCAAACACGCGCUCGGUCAGUAUAUGCAGGCGUUCAGGAAUCAGCCGUGCCACCCUCUGCACUGCCUGUGCGUGGGGCUUACCUUCUUUCACAUGGCCUCACAGAAGUUUGUCACCAAGAGACACCCGUUGGUGCUCCAGGGUUUCUCCUUUCUGUGGCGUUACGCAGAGUUCAGAGGUCACUGUCAGGAGAGUUUGUAUAAUCUAGGUCGUGCUCUGCAUCAGCUCAGUUUGACCCACUUGGCCAUCCAUUACUAUCAGAAAGCCCUGAGCAUGCCGCCUCUCAGACUGGAGGGCAUCGAGGACGAUCACAUAGAUCUGCGCAGAGAAAUCGCUUAUAAUCUUUCACUCAUAUACCAAGCUAGUGGCAAUAUCGAAAUGGCCCGCUACUACAUACACACAUAUUGUGUUAUUUGAGUGUGUGUGUGGCGGCCCCCCACGACUCACAGGACAAAGUGGUAUAGACAGUGAGUCAGUGAGUUAGUAAGCAAAAUGU
Molecule: messenger RNA, 2892 nt
Organism: Clarias gariepinus (North African catfish)
Lineage: Eukaryota; Metazoa; Chordata; Actinopteri; Siluriformes; Clariidae
Gene: gtf3c3
Product: general transcription factor IIIC, polypeptide 3
Exons: 18
Coding region: 93-2813 (906 amino acids)
Biological process (GO): transcription by RNA polymerase III
Cellular component (GO): transcription factor TFIIIC complex
Molecular function (GO): protein binding
Source: RefSeq, a predicted model, not a curated record